AUGGCAAGAACUAAACAAACAGCAAGAAGAGUAACAGGAGGCUUUGUUGCACCAAGAAGACAUGUUGGUACUUUUAAUAAUCAAAAUGUAGCACAACCACAACCAGUAGUAAAGAGAAAAAGAGCUACGACCAAGGACGAUGGUGAAGAUGCAUUUCAAAGAUUUGAAAGUGCAACAAAGAAAUUACAACUACGACACCAACAAGAGUCCAAAGUAAUGUUACUUGGUUCAUUUAUACCACAAACCGAUGAUGAUGACAGUAGUAAUAACAACAAAGGUUUACCAACUAUUGAUAUUUAUUCUUAUCAAAAUAAUAUUACGAUUGGUAGAUCUCAAUCUAAUAGUUUAUCAUUACCAUUUGAUGGUAUUUCAACAUUACAUUGUACAAUUGAAUUAUCAGUUGAUGAAAUUGGAAAGUUUGAAUUUACCAUUACAGAUCAUAGUACAAAUGGAACUUAUAUUGAUUUUAUUAAAAUUGGUAAAGGUAAUAGUUGUCCUAUACUUGAUAAACAAAUACUUUGUCUUUAUCAUUCAAAAAAAGAUCCUCAUUCAAAUAUAAAUUUUAAAUUUAAACAAGAAAUUGAAAAUAUGAUAUUAUUUCAAGAGGAAUCAUUAAAAAUGUUAACAUUGAUUGAUUUAAAGACGAUUUGUGAAGCAUUUAAAGUGGAUGGAGGUGAUCAAUUAAUAUCAAAACUUUCAAAAGAUAGAUUAUUGGAGGCAUUUAAAGAAACUAAAUUGAAAAAUCAUACCUAUGAACAAUUAUCUAUUCAAUUGGGUACCCAAUUGGAUCAAUCAAGCUCACAAAUUUUACCAUCAAAUGUGAUACAAAGAAUUCUUUCCUAUUGUUGGUAUCAACCAUUUAUGGGUGAUUUGGCAUUAAGAAGAGGUGAUUUUGCUUGGAAACUGUCACUUGGAACGAUUUCAAGAGAAUAUUUUGGUCACGUUAAACAAUUGGUCAAUACUAUAUCGGUGAUUAAUAAUCCAUCGUAUUAUUAUUUUAAAGAUUACAAGAUUCGAUUUUAUCCUCGAAUCAUUCAUCCAUGUAAUCCACUAAAGACCUUGUACAAGUUGGAAAUUCACAUGUCGUCGUUUUAUGAACUCAUCAAUGUCGACAAGUUUCCAGCAAGUGUGAGAGAAAAAGAGAUUCUACAAAAUCUACGUGUACUAGUACUGCAUCACAACGAUUCAUUUGGUGGUCGGAUGGAAGAUGAAACAAAGGUUGUUUUCCCAGAGGUUCGCAAAUUCAAAUUGAUCAGUUCAGAGAGUUAUAUGAUUGUUGCCCACCAUUUGGAUUUUCCCAAACUCAAGAAAUUGGAUACAUGGCAAUCAAAAGUUGAUUUGUCAUCGACUCUUGAACGAAAAACAACAACUUUGGUUUCAUUUAUUUGUCAGGAAUCUGGAUCAAUGGAAGGUUUUUAUCAUUUUGGUUGUAACAAGUUUGAUCAGAAUUUCUAUCAGGAUGAGGAACGUCAAAACCCUACCACACCAGUCCCAACAAGAAUCCUAACUGUACCAAAAACAUUUUUCAAAACUGCUUUGGAUGAGGGUUUUGACAUUCCAGACAGCGUUAGAGAAAUUGAAAUUCUAGAAAUGAUGACCUAUAAUAAUCUAGUUUCAAUGGUCAAAUCUGAUGGUUUUGCCAGAGUAAACAUGUUUAAAUAUCUCAUUGUCUAUUUUGAAAAUUUGUCUAGUUUGGAUCAAAUAAGAACAUUUUUUUCAUCAUCCCCCAACUAUAAUCUGGAAUAUUCUCAUUAUUCUCUCAAACCAAUAUCAUCGGUUCUUAGAAGGUAUUCUUUUAAACUUUAUUUUAAAAAUACUAAAUUUAUCCAAAUCCUCGGUGAGGAUUAUUUGGCUGAAAAAUAUCAACUUUAUGAAAAUCAAAAUGAAAAUUUAAAUUAA
Molecule: messenger RNA, 1899 nt
Organism: Cavenderia fasciculata
Lineage: Eukaryota; Evosea; Eumycetozoa; Acytosteliales; Cavenderiaceae
Exons: 4
Coding region: 1-1899 (632 amino acids)
Molecular function (GO): protein binding
Source: RefSeq, a predicted model, not a curated record